Messenger RNA from Ilex paraguariensis (yerba mate), 2382 nucleotides. The record is from the annotation of a GenBank genome assembly. Lineage: Eukaryota; Viridiplantae; Streptophyta; Magnoliopsida; Aquifoliales; Aquifoliaceae.
AUGGUUUUGGUAGAAGUUUUUCUGGGUUCGUUUAUAACUGUGUUGUUUGAGAGAUUGGCCUCUCGCGGGUUGUUAAACUUUGCUCGCAGAAAGGGAAUUCAUACCCAGUUGAUGAAAUGUAGCAAAGUGUUAAUGUCAAUUAAAGCAGUGCUCAGAGAUGCAGAGACUAGGCAAAUAAAGGAGGAAGCUGUGAAUUUGUGGCUGGAUGAUCUCAGGGAUUUGGCUUACGAUUUGGAUGAUCUACUGGACGAAAUUGCCACAGAAGCUUUGACACAUGAAUUGAAGUCCAAGCCUGAAGCUACCACAGGUAAGGUAUGGAAAUUUAUCCCUAGUUGUGGUAAUUUUGCUAGAUCCCUUGGGCUCAAAAUCCAGAUAGGGCCCAAGCUUGAGGAGAUCACUGCUAGAUUACAAGAUCUUGCAAAACUGAAAGAUGAUCUGGGUUUGAGAGUUACUCCGGAAAUAAGGUCAAACACAGAAAGAGAGAGAUUGCCAACAACUUCUUUGGUGAGUGAAUCCCAUGUUUAUGGUCGGAAAAAGGAUAAACAAGAAAUACUUGAAUUGUUGCUCAGGGAUGAAGCAUGUAAUGGUGAAACAGGCGUCAUUCCAAUAGUUGGUAUGGGCGGUGUCGGCAAGACCACUCUUGCCCAACUUGUUUACAAUGAUGAGAAAGUAAAGGAUUUCUUUGAUGUUAGAGUGUGGGUAUAUGUUUCUGAAGAGUUUGAUGUAUUCAUGGUAACCAAGACUAUUCUUGCUUCAGUGAGCCCCGAAAUCAAUGACAUUAACGACUUAAAUAUGGCGCAAGAGAGGCUUAAAGAGAAUCUUUCCAAAAUAAAAUUUCUUCUUGUUUUAGAUGAUGUUUGGAAUGAGGACUACACAAAAUGGGAUCUCCUCCGUGCUCCUUUUCAAGUUGGGGUACCUGGAAGUAAAAUUAUUGUUACAACUCGAAAUGAAGGCGUUGCAUCAACCAUGGGUUCUAUUCCAACUUACCAUCUAAAGGAGUUGGCUGAUGAUGAUUGUUUAUCUCUAUUAGCCCAACAUGCAUUGGGUACGAGCAAUUUUGGUGCCCAUCCAAAUUUGAAAGAAAUUGGUGUGGCUAUAAUGAGUAAGUGUCAAGGCUUGCCUUUGGCAGUGAAGACACUGGGAGGCAUCCUGCACAACAAACAUAGUUCAAAUGAGUGGAAAGAUGUACUUGACUGUGAAAUUUGGAAUUUACCAGGGCACAAGAGCGGCAUUCUUCCAGCUCUUAGAGUAAGCUAUCAUCAUCUCCCUUCUCACUUGAAGCAAAUGUUUGCAUACUGUGCAAUAUUUCCGAAGGACUAUGAGUUUGACAAGGAUGAGUUAGUUUUGUUAUGGAUGGCAGAAGGAUUUCUGCCACAGUCAGAAGGAAUGAAAUGUAUGGAAGAGUUGGGUAACAACUGCUUCAAUGAGCUAUUAUCAAGGUCAUUCUUUCAACGUUCAGGUGGCAUGGAAUCAAAAUUUGUGAUGCAUGACCUUUUGAAUGAUUUAGCUCAAUAUGUUGUAGGAAAAAUUUGCUUUAGGUUGGAUGAUAGUAUCGAGAGCAAUGAACAAUGUAAGAUUUCUCAAAAAGCUCGCCACUUGGCAUUCAUUCGCCACCAUUAUGAAGAAUAUAAAAGAUUCAAGUCAUUGCAUGGACUUCGAAGUGUGAGGACCUUCUUACCAGUGCCAGUUUAUAAGUCAUAUAAUUGGGCCAGAUUUUAUUUAAGCAAUAGCAUUUUAGUCGAGCUACUGCCCAAAUUACGGUACUUAAGAAUCUUAUCUUUGAGUGGGUACUAUAUAAAUCAGUUGCCUAACUCGAUUGGGGAUCUGAAACAUCUUCGGUACCUAAAUUUAUCAGCAACAUCAAUUGAAUGGUUGCCUGAAUCAGUGUGUGCUCUCCACAAUUUGCAGACAUUAUUGUUAAGAGGUUGCAAUGCUCUUUGUAAGUUGCCCACAGACAUUGGAAAUUUAGUCAAUCUGCGGCAUCUUGACAAUUCUGAUACUGAGAUGCCCCUAGGGAUUAGCAAAUUGACAAGUUUGCAAACUUUGCCAAAGAUUAUUGUGUGCAAAAAUGGUGGAUUGAGGCUCAGAGAUUUGAAAAACAUGUUACUUCUGCGAGGGAUGCUUUCCAUUGUAGGAUUGGAAAAUGUUAUGGAUGUGUGGGAUGCAGAUGAUGCCAAUUUGAGUAGUAAGCAGAAUAUUCAUGAGUUAGAAUUAAUAUGGAGUAGUGGCAUUGGAGGGUCACAAAAUGAAGAGCUACAAGUCAAUAUGCUUGACAUACUACGACCGAAUAGAGAAUUGAAAUGCCUUAAAAUUGGGUUCUACAGGGGUUCAACAUUUCCCAGUUGGAUUGGGGAUCCGUCAUUNUGGAGGGUCACAAAAUGA